Molecule: messenger RNA, 6165 nt
Organism: Manis javanica (Malayan pangolin)
Lineage: Eukaryota; Metazoa; Chordata; Mammalia; Pholidota; Manidae
Gene: ZFYVE1
Product: zinc finger FYVE-type containing 1
Biological process (GO): lipid droplet formation
Cellular component (GO): lipid droplet
Molecular function (GO): phosphatidylinositol-3,4,5-trisphosphate binding; 1-phosphatidylinositol binding; phosphatidylinositol-3,4-bisphosphate binding
Source: RefSeq, a predicted model, not a curated record
CUCAUGCCUUCCUGUUAGUCUGAGCUGGGAGAAGUUCACUCGGAUCAGCUGAUCCCCACUGACAACAGGAGAGGAGGAAGCACGGGAGGCAGCGAAGGAGGAGGGGGUCGGAGAUGGAGAUGAGGAUGGAUCCGCCGGUACCUUGAGGAACAGUUUCCGUCUCCACCGGCGCCCCGUGGUCCCCCGACUCUGCCUAGCUGCGGCCGAGCUGCUCCGUGGUAUCCUCUGAAAUCCAGACUUGAAGUUGGAUUAAAUUGAAAAGCUCCUGACCACUCUCUUUCAUUACGAAAACCUGGUUGAGGCCCAACUGAUGCACCCACCUCAGUGAACCCAUCAGCUUUCUCUCAGAUAGCCAUAAAAGACCCUUUCAAGUUAAUUUUGACCAAUCGUUUGCCUGCACUUUAUGGGGGGCGAAACCAUCAAAUCAAAUCAAUGUUGCUGCUGAUACAGGAGUCUCACAGGCAGAAAAUUUAAAAAUUCAAGCACUUGUGAGUGUGCAAAGAAUUCUAAUAGGACACUGAAGAGGUUUUUGUUGUUUUUGUUUUGUUUUGUUUUGUUUUGUUUUGUUUGAGGUCUUCAGAACCUGUGGAAGUCUCUUCAGACUCCAAGGCUUUGUCUUCACUCCUGGGAAACACUUAGUGACUGUUAUAUGGUGGGUGAUUUCUUUACCAAUCUGAGUAUGAGUACACAGAUUCCCUCAUCAGAGAAGGGGCUGAAUCCAGGGCUGAUGUGUCAGGAAAGUUACGCUUGCGGCGGGACUGACGAGGCAGUCUUUGAGUGUGACGAGUGCUGCAGCCUGCAGUGUCUCCGCUGCGAGGAGGAGCUGCACCGGCAAGAGCGCCUGAGGAACCAUGAGCGGAUCAGACUCAAACCCGGCCACAUCCCUUACUGUGACCCCUGCAAGGGCCCCAAUGGGCAUUCCCCAGGUGUGAGGCAGAGAGCAGCUGUGAGGUGCCAGGCCUGUAAAAUCAACUUGUGCCUGGACUGCCAGAAGAGGACUCAUUCUGGGGGGAACAAAAGGAGACACCCCAUUACUAUGUACCAUGUUACUAAGGUCCGGGAGUGGCUGGAGGAAGGCGAGAUGGAUGAGGAGACUAAGAGGAGGAAGAUGACUGAGAAGGUUGUCAGUUUCCUCCUAGUAGAUGAAAAUGAAGAGAUUCAGGUAAAAAAUGAAGAGGACUUUAUUAAGAAUUUGGACUGCAAACCUGAUCAGCAUCUGAAGGUGGUUUCCAUUUUCGGAAAUACUGGUGAUGGAAAGUCUCAUACUCUCAAUCAUACUUUCUUUUAUGGCCGUGAAGUCUUCAAAACCUCCCCUGCCCAGGAGUCCUGCACUGUGGGAGUGUGGGCCGCCUACGACCCAGUCCACAAAGUAGCAGUGAUAGACACAGAAGGGCUACUGGGGGCUACGGUGAAUCUAAGCCAGAGAACACGGCUGCUGCUUAAGGUUCUGGCCAUCUCAGACCUCGUCAUCUAUCGAACUCAUGCAGACCGGCUGCACAAUGACCUCUUCAAGUUCCUUGGGGAUGCCUCAGAAGCUUAUCUCAAGCACUUCACCAAGGAGCUCAAGGCUACCACUGCCCGCUGUGGCCUGGAUGUCCCCUUGUCCACCCUGGGCCCUGCUGUUAUAAUUUUCCAUGAGACUGUGCACACUCAGCUGCUGGGCUCUGAUCAUCCCUCAGAGGUACCAGAGAAGCUCAUCCAGGACCGGUUCCGGAAACUGGGCCGCUUCCCUGAAGCCUUCAGUUCCAUUCACUACAAGGGAACGAGGACUUACAAUCCCCCCACAGACUUCUCUGGGCUCCGGCGUGCUUUGGAGCAGCAGCUAGAGAACAACACUACCCGUUCUCCCCGGCACCCGGGCGUCAUCUUCAAAGCCCUGAAGAUGAAGAAACUGAGGCACAGAAAGAUGAAGCAAUUGGUUACACACAGUUUACCAAGUGGCAGCAGGCAUAAACCCUGGCUGGUUUACUCUAGAGCUCCUUCUCAUGACCAGGAAGACUGUCCUGCCACUCAACAAGCACUGAGCGACCGCUUCAGUGGAGAGAUCCCCGAUGACCAGAUGGCACAGAGCUCCUUUUUUCCAGAUGAGUACUUCACCUGCUCCUCCUUGUGCCUCAGCUGUGGGGCUGGGUGUAAGAACAGCAUGAAUCAUGGGAAAGAAGGAGUCCCUCAUGAAGCCAAGAGCCGCUGUAGAUACUCCCACCAGUAUGACAACCGAGUUUAUACCUGCAAGGCCUGCUACGAGAGAGGCAAGGAGGUCAGCGUAGUGCCCAAGACAUCUGCUUCUACUGACUCCCCCUGGAUGGGUCUUGCAAAAUAUGCCUGGUCUGGGUAUGUGAUUGAAUGUCCGAACUGUGGCGUGGUCUAUCGGAGCCGGCAGUACUGGUUUGGAAACCAAGAUCCUGUGGAUACGGUGGUGCGGACAGAGAUUGUACAUGUGUGGCCUGGAGCCGAUGGAUUUCUGAAGGACAACAACAAUGCUGCCCAGCGCCUCCUGGAUGGGAUGAACUUCAUGGCUCAGUCGGUGUCAGAGCUCAGCCUUGGGCCCACCAAGGCGGUCACGUCCUGGCUGACAGAUCAGAUCGCCCCUGCCUACUGGAGGCCCAACUCGCAGAUCCUGAGCUGCAGCAAAUGUGCUACGUCCUUUAAAGAUAACGACACCAAGCAUCACUGCCGGGCCUGCGGGGAGGGCUUCUGUGACGGCUGCUCAUCUAAGACCCGGCCCGUGCCCGAGCGGGGCUGGGGCCCUGCACCCGUGCGGGUGUGUGACAACUGCUAUGAAGCCAGGAAUGUCCACUUAGAUGUUACUGAGGUGCAGGCAGACGACGAAGCUGGGACGCUGAUUGCUCGGAAGGUGGGCGAGGCCGUGCAGAACACUUUGGGAGCUGUGGUGACAGCCAUUGACAUACCACUAGGUGGGCCUGGCAGUGCUUCUCUUGGGUGUAGGGUCUGGUUAAGGAUGCAGCCAGGCCAGCGUACUGGGUGCCCGACCACGAGAUACUACACUGCCACAACUGCCGGAAGGAGUUCAGCAUCAAGCUUUCCAAGCACCACUGCCGGGCCUGCGGACAGGGCUUCUGUGACGAGUGCUCCCAUGACCGCCGGGCUGUCCCCUCUCGAGGCUGGGACCAUCCUGUCAGAGUCUGCUUUAACUGCAAUAAAAAGCCUGGUGACCUUUAACCCCAGCUCCCUCUCCGAGUCCUUCACAGUUCCUUAGGUUCUCAGGGUUAGAAAUAGAAGUCUCGAGGUAGGCCCUCCUCCCAGUCACCUAUUGUGGUGUAUGUCCUCUCUACUCAUCCUGGGCCACUUUCCCGUGGUGCGGGUGGGGCAGCUGGCAGCUGGCGUGAGCCUGGCUGCAGGCCUGAAGGUGUGAACCCCUCAGGGCAGGGGACUGAGCAGUUAUUAUAGCAAAGGGGAAUAAACCUGAAUCCAUUACAUUUAUUUCAGUUAAAAAUAAUACAUACAUAUAUAUGCACACACACAUACGUAUAUAUAUAUGAAAGGAAUGUGCAGUCUAUUCAGGCUGCUGCUGGCUGUGAAGACUUAACACAGUCUGUCCCUGGUACAGGGAUAUGGUGGCAGUGGCAGCAGGUCUUCCCCACAAAACCAAGCCAGGUCCAAAGCCACUGUGUUGCUAAUUACCUUUUGCUGCUUCUCUCUUGAGCUUUCAGAGCAUCUCCUUUCCUUGCCUUUUCCCAUGCCUCCCAGCUGCCUGGGGGAGUGAGCUUCCCAGUCACUUCCUGCUCGGGACAGUUUGAAGGGAAUCUGCUUGGGCUCUCUGAAGUUGGACGCCAACUCUGGGCCUACACCUGUUUCAGUCAGAGACCACUCAACUGAGCAUGCAGGUCACCAGAGUGAAUGGGACUGAGGGGUGGGGUCCUCGGCCCUGACAAGUCUGCACUAUUACUCUAAGUCAAAGUGCAGGUGACAAGAAGUCCCUGGCUCCUACCUAGGGGGUGUGCGGAAGGAAAUGGGCCUUCCCCAGCAGUGUUCCCUGCUUGUUGACGCUUCUGUGUACCCACUAUGCUUGCCCAAAGGCCAUGUCCCGCUCCUAAACAGAGCACCUGCUUCCUUCUCUCUCCAGCCCCCUCGAGCCCAUUAUCUGUUUCAGAGUGUUGCACUAGGAUUCUUACUGCUUAUUUUGAAGUGUCUUAAUUCUUUGUUCCCUGACACAUGGCCCCUCUAGCUAUUGGAGGGGUGAUCAUGAGAAAUCUUCCAGGGAAGCAGCACAGAAUGGACUGUUAGCUUUUCUUUUUUAAGCAUAUAUAAAUAUUUCAAUAGAUAAGAAAAAAUUCUAUCGCUCUGGUUCUUGGAAGAGAAGUCAAAUGAAGUACUGUUUCUCAUCAAGAGCUGGGAACGCCCGUAUCUGUCGUGACUGGAGAGAGACUGUUGUGCUGAAAUCUUGUCAUCCUGGUGGAUUUUAUCUUUGAUGGCCAAAAAUGAAGAAUUAGAAGUGACAUAGUUCUUGACUGAACUGUUCGGUGGGCUGAGCUUCAGGGAGGUACGUGGCAGUCAUUCCUGGCUGGUCAGUGUGACGUGAGCCCUGGAAUGCAUCGGUCCUCCUCAGAACUGCUCCCUCACUGUCUCCUGCGGCCCAGGGACUGAGGCCCCACCCUAGUACUGCAUAUGAUCAAAUUCGCCAUUAUAAAAGAAUCUUCCUGCUGAGUGUGGACUGCGCUCUUUCCUUUAACUCCAUCAGUACCCCUGCUCCCUCUUUCUGGUGAUGGGAAAGCAGCACUGAUUUUUAGAGGAGCAGCCAAGUGAAAGGGAUUAUUUCUAGGGUGAUAAUACUGUUCCUUUAAGUGCCUCAUUUUAUUACUCUAACGUGAAUUUGAAAAAGCAUAGCCAAAUACCAUAAAACCUCUAUCACUUAGGUUUUAACCUCCUGAUGCCUGGCUGUUUGCCCCAGGUGUUCGAUGGCAUGCCCCAGCUCUGUUGGCUACCUGGGACUAGCACCCGUGGACCACAUCCUUCAGGGUGUGACGACUGAUGGUCACAGAGCUCUUACUACUGGUGGGGGAGCUCCACAUGAGCUCAUUGCCCACGCGUUGUCCUGCUUCAGCUCCUCAGAAAUUUCCACAGUGGAGGCAAGACCAGACUUGCAGAUGGGGCGUUGGUCAGAGCGGGUGAGCCCCAGUAUGGGCUGUGCUUGGGUAGCCUGGCUCCACAGCAGGUAGCCACACGGGGUGGUGUGUGGCACAGGGGGAAUGAUUGCUUCCCAACUUGUGUUCUCAGGGUUUCACUCUGGUAGCUGUGGGAUCACAGUCCACAGGGAGUCCUUCCUCACAGAUGAGAUUAGGUGUUACCAGUGACCCGUGGCAACCCUGAGAAGUUGUUUUCUAUCUUUUCAUCCAUCAUUCCCCUCUUCCUUCCCUGCCCUGCCCUGUCUGUUCAGCUCCCGUGGCCAUCCUCCGCUGUCUCCUCACUCUCCUGUCCACUGACACUCUGGUCUGUCCCUUACCACCUUCCUUGCCCCAUCUGCUUUUCUCGACUUUCUCUUCCCUGCUCCUGUUCCUUUCAUCCUUACCUUCUCUACCUUUUGGGUGAGUGGGGAGGGCCUGUGGGGGAGGGAUGUGUGUGGUGGUGGCUCCCGCUAGACCUGGAUGUUUGGCUCAGCUGUGUGAGGGCACCCGAGCAUGUGCGUCCGCCAGACCACAGGGGAGUGAUGGAGAAAAUGCUGCUCAAUUUCCCUCCUUACACUAAUCAGACCAACACGGUAGAGGAAUGGAACCUGUGUCAAAGUAACAGACGAGGAGUUCUAUACCAAUCCCAGCCCCAACUAAAUAUGGACUGACAGUGACAACCAGGUAAAUACAGGGUAAAAACAAAGGCUUAAAAAAACUUAUUGAGCUAUCAUAUGUACACAAUUCAGCUUGAUUAAUUUUCUCAAACUGAACACAUAAUCACCUGCCCCCCAGCUGAGGAAACAGAACAUAAACUACCCCAGGAUCUCCUGGUCUCUUUUGCCAUGAGUUCCCAUUGUCCCAACAUCUAAUAGCAUAGGUCAGUCCUCCCGACUCCCUUCAGAGGGGUGCUACAUAAAGGCUUAAUAACUUUCUGCUUGAAAGACUUGCUUAUAGGUGGAGGAGAUGGUUGUCAAUCAUUGCUCUGAGAGCUAUGACUAAAGAUUGCAGCCUGUGGCUGAGAAUUUAGCAGUCUCCUAGG